UGUUUUUAAGUAUAAAAUGGCGCUUACCACACAUUUAGGGAACAAGGUUGUAAUGUAAGGUUCUUCUCUUCGACAUUUAAGGUAUGGAUCAUAUUUCUCACAAGCAGAGAUAAGCAAACUACGCUGGCCAUAUGUAUUUUUUCAAAUUCUCAGUCCAAACCUACACAGUACACACACAUCUAUCCUCACGACAGCAUAAACCGCUCAUCGCGUUCAAGUCUGUGGAGAGAGAUGAAAGGAGUGGAAUGCGCCCGAGGCGGUUUGUUAUUAGUUUUAUUCGCACGACAGCAGAGGGGCUGAGUUACAGUCUAACGUUACCAGACGCUCACAGGACACUCCUGGCGACGGAGAUUUACAGCUCUGUUACACGGCUAAAUCCUGCAUUUUCAACGGAAACAUCCAUCAUAUUAAUGAAACUACAGAUGCUGAGCGUUUGGACCCUCCUUUCAACUGCUAUUUGUGCAGUGUCAGUCUCUGCAAUAUCUCAGAGGCUUGUAUACCACGGCCACCUGUUGACUCUGGAUCUUCCUGAGAGGACACAGAGGUUGGAGUUUGUUAAUGCUAAUGAGAGUGAACGAUUAACUAUCUGGGAACACACCAAUUCUUUCCGGCCAAGUAACCCCAAUAAAGGCUACGUGAGCAGCGUCGGUAAGGGCUGGACAUUCAGAAUCCAACGUGUUACGUUUGACGAUGAGGGAAGCUACACCCUGUUCAAUCACUUUGGUUCAGCCAUCAGCAGUUAUAUAGUAAAGGUCAAGCCCAACAGAGAAUUCAUUGAUCGUAUCGCAGGUGAAACUCUGACCAUACCUCUGGCAGGACUCAAGCAGGGUGAUGCCAAACUUCACUUUUACAGUAAUUAUUCAUCUCUCAUCCUGGUGGAGAGUGGAGUUCCUGUGGGACGGAACCUCCCAGAAUACACCAACCGGCUUAAAGUGACCACUGAAAAUAUUCAGAUUCUCAAAGUUAAUGUAUCAGAUUUAGGCAGAUACGAGCUCACCGAUCAUAAAGGAAGACUCGUCUCAAACAGUACAUUGAUGCUAGUGGAUCAUCGUGAUUAUUCCGCCAAUAAAGGUCUUCUAGCUCUGCUGCUGCUCGGCAUUCCUGGUGGAAUCUGCUUCUGCUGCAGAAAGAGAAUCUGCAAAAGCUGUCGGUCCACUAAAUCAGACACAAACACAGGGCAGCUCAACACCGUACCAGUGUCUGUACCUUGCAGCAGCACUAUGUCUGAUCCUGUAGGUCCUGGAAACACUGGCCAGGGCUACAUUGCUGGUUAUCCGCCUAAUCCAGAUCAAGGUCAGAUUCAGCAUCCUUAUCCAGGACAACCUGCUGUUCCUCCCAACCCUGGCUUUUAUUCUGAUUAUCAAAACCCUGUCUACCCUCCUGCCUUUGGACCUGGACAUCCCCCUGCUCAGCCGCCCCAGUAUAAUGCCCCUCCAACCCACUACAACCCACCUGCACCCGUGAACUAUGCACCAGUAAUGAGCAGUGAAUGAAAUGCCACCGACUGCACCACUGCUCACACCUCAGCCUGAGUCUCAACCAUCUGAUAGGACCGGCAUUUCUUUGGAUAUCCUUAACGCCAGUGACUCUGGUGUCCAGUUUGAUGUUAACAAAGGAAAGUCUUCUGGCAGCAACUUCCUGUAGUUACUCCAAAACUCCUGAAUUAUACCUGCAAGGGAUGUAGAAACAAACACUUGUUUGUUAGAUUCAUACAAAAUCCAAGCCUUAAGAAGAAGCUAAUAAGAACUAAUAGGACCUUAAUUAAAACUACUACUUAAAUAGUUUAUGAUAAGACGUAUACGUUUAGGACUCAGUCUAGCUUAAGUGCUAUAGAGAGAUAUUACAAUUCCCUUUAAUAUUACGUAGUGUACCUGAAAUCCCUGUUAACUCUUUUCCCAUGAAAAACAGCUUCCAAAGAUGCGUGUCUUUUUUCUUACC
Cyprinus carpio (common carp) is the source of this 1938-nucleotide messenger RNA. RefSeq lists its product as uncharacterized. NCBI's taxonomy places the organism in Eukaryota, Metazoa, Chordata, Actinopteri, Cypriniformes, Cyprinidae. The record is from RefSeq and is a predicted model, not a curated record.